Quercus lobata is the source of this 861-nucleotide messenger RNA. RefSeq lists its product as uncharacterized. The record is from RefSeq and is a predicted model, not a curated record. The transcript has 3 exons. Bases 1 to 861 code for a protein of 286 amino acids. Lineage: Eukaryota; Viridiplantae; Streptophyta; Magnoliopsida; Fagales; Fagaceae.
AUGGUGGACCAAGGCAGUAGUGCUGAGAUUAUGUACCCCGACUUGUACAAGGGGCUAAGUUUGAAACCCGAGCACUUAACAGCCUAUGAUUCCCCUUUGCUGAAUUUUGAUGGGAAGGUUGUCAUUUUGAGAGGCCAAAUUUUACUACCCGUGCAAGUUGGUCUGGAGAUAGUGGAGGUGGACUUCAUCGUUGUGGACGCUUAUUUCCCCUACAUGGCCAUUAUGGGCAGGCCCUGGCUCUAUGCCCUGGGAGCAGUCUCUUCUACUUUGCACCAGAAGGUGAAAUAUCUGUCGGACGACCAAAUUAAAGAGACUGUUGGAACCGAGGAGGCAAAAUAUGAAGAUUUGGAAAAGGUCGUUGUUGGUAAGGAUCCGGAGAAGUUCUUUCAAAUCGGGGCUCAGCUACCUCCUCCAAAGAAGGAAGAGCUGGUAGAGGUUCUUAGAAAAAAUGUUGAUGUGUUCGCAUGGAGCACUUACAAGGCCCCGGGGGUGGAUUUAAGCUUCACUUGCCAUCACUUAAAUGUUAAUCCAUCCAUCACUCUCAAAAAGCAACUAUCUCGACGCCCAUCUAAAGAGCAUGCAGAUGCUGUUAGAGACGAGUUGGGCAAAAGUAUUAAAGCCUACAUAGACGACAUGAUGGUGAAGAGUAAGGUGGUGUCCAAGAAUGUGGGAGAUCUUGGAAACAUAUUUGAAAUUCUAAGGAAACAUAAGUUGCGCCUGAACGCUUCCAAGUGCUCAUUUGGUAUGGGAUCAGGCAAGUUCUUGGGAUACAUGGUGACUCAUAGGGGAAUUGAGGUCAACCUCGAUAAAAUCAAAGCCAUUAACAGUUUGCAACCACCUCGAAAUCCUAAAGAGGUCUAA